UUGGCCUUCUUUAAGUCGUUGAUUGAAAUGGCCAUGCUCUCCGCGCAUUGUGUUCUUCCCCGCCAUGUUAUAGUCCAAAGCCAACGCUCAUUUUCUAUCGUUUCCACUACGCCAAACACAUCACAUGCCCAGAUCAAUUUGGUACUGGGUACUUAUGCGCAUAACAAGUUCACCAUACUAACCCAUUCACGAAACGCCAAAAUUUGGAAAUAUUCAUGUUCGCUUGGAGCAUGA
This is a messenger RNA of Periconia digitata, 234 nucleotides long. The record is from the annotation of a GenBank genome assembly. Lineage: Eukaryota; Fungi; Ascomycota; Dothideomycetes; Pleosporales; Periconiaceae.